Molecule: messenger RNA, 492 nt
Organism: Rhodofomes roseus
Lineage: Eukaryota; Fungi; Basidiomycota; Agaricomycetes; Polyporales; Fomitopsidaceae
Exons: 3
Biological process (GO): mycotoxin biosynthetic process
Source: RefSeq, a predicted model, not a curated record
UCAGUCAUGCCGUUGCGCAUCGACGAAUCCAAUCUAGAGAAAGCAGGCCAGCGCGCUCGCCCGAGCAUCGCGCGGUUCCGCGAAGAAGACGGCGGCGGCUUCCUCGCCGGUAUCGAGAUUGGUCACCAGCUGCAUUGCCUGGACCUUCUUCGAAGGCAGACCUACAUCGAGCAUUACGGUCCCAUGGAUGACAACUACGUGUUGCGCCCGGCAUUCUACCGCGUCCACAUCGACCACUGCAUCGAGAUGCUUCGUCAAGUGCUCAUGUGCAACGCCGACGUCGGGCUCAUCACCUUCGACUGGGUCGCGGGCUUCGACGUGCCCUUCCCGAACUUCAGCACGCUGCACAAGUGCCGCGAUGUCGAGAAGGUGUACGAGUGGUAUGACGAGCAUGCGAUCGACUUGCCCAUGAACCACUUGGUCAGAGUCGGGGAUGUCGUUGAUUUGGACGCGGAUGAUGCAGGGGCGGGACUAAUUAGGCACCACGGUUAG